UGUAGCAUGAUGCUAACGGCGCAAACACCAGAAGAAGAGCAGCACAGUUACGUAUCGUGUUUACAAUGAGUCCAUGAGGAUGACAGGAUGAAGAGCUGCUGACAGUCUGCACUGCGCUUCACUUCACACACACAGGUUGACCAAAGGAGGGAGGAAUGCCGCCUUUAGUUGGAGCUGAGUUAAUCCAGACUCCAGUCCAGCUCUAUCGAUACCUGCUCAGGUGCUGCAGGCAGUUACCAACCACGGCCAUGCAGCAGCAUUAUCGACACACCAUAAGACAGGGUUACAACAGUCACUCAGACGAGGACGACCCUGAGAGGGUACAGAUGAUCAUCCAAAGAGCGAUUGCAGAUGCAGACUGGAUCCUUGAUAAAUACACGAAGAAGAAGUGACGUUCAUGAACCGCAAACCUGUCCUCAGGUGUAUUUUACAGUUCUGCGCCUGAACUGUUAUAUAAGUGUAAAUACUGUUCUGACUGAUAUAAGUUAUGUUGUUUUCUUUUCCAAUAAAUUCAUUAUCUUAUA
Messenger RNA from Larimichthys crocea (large yellow croaker), 524 nucleotides. RefSeq names its product LYR motif containing 9 (gene lyrm9). The coding region runs from base 156 to 392 and encodes 78 amino acids. The transcript is spliced from 4 exons. The record is from RefSeq and is a predicted model, not a curated record. NCBI's taxonomy places the organism in Eukaryota, Metazoa, Chordata, Actinopteri, Sciaenidae.